This is a messenger RNA of Lathyrus oleraceus (garden pea), 929 nucleotides long. RefSeq lists its product as uncharacterized. Bases 301 to 717 code for a protein of 138 amino acids. The record is from RefSeq and is a predicted model, not a curated record. The transcript is spliced from 6 exons. NCBI's taxonomy places the organism in Eukaryota, Viridiplantae, Streptophyta, Magnoliopsida, Fabales, Fabaceae.
AUUGCUGAUUAUGUUUGAUCUUUGAAAAAAAGGGUUUUUGUCUCUCUCAUUUUCACACUUCCUUCUUGAUCAGUGAAACUUCUUGUUUCUCUUCCAACUACACUUUUUCUUUUAUUUUCUCUGCAUCCUCUUUCUUUAACUGGGAUUUUUAGUGUUGUUUGACCUGCUGAAGACUUGAAUCGAAUCUAUAAACUAGAUUCUCGCAUCCAUCGAUAAAAGUAUUCAAAUGUCUAAAAGAAUUUUAUUAAUAUUGCAGAGCAACUAGUUCAUCUAAUUCAAUUGCAUAAGGUUCCAUCCAGUAUGGAAGAGACUUUGAAUUUGAGAAAUGAUGUAGAAUUGGCAACAUCAGUCUCUGAUAAGCAUCGUGAUCUUUUGAGGCCAUCUGCUAGAAGUUAUUCAAUUUUUAGAGGCCAGGCAGCAGAUGCUGCAGAUCAUGAUAGAGGCAAGUAUGCUCUAAUUCGAGACCCAGAGGACCUCCAAACCGGACUUUAUGACAAACCCCUUCCGUGUUUUGGAUGUGGAAUUGGAUGGUUCUCAUUUCUUGUUGGAUUUCUAUGUCCACCUCUGUGGUACUAUGCAACUAUUCUCUAUUUUGGAAAUUACUAUAUGAAGGAUCCUAGGGAACGUGCGGGAUUGGGAGCCUCUGCAAUUGCUGCUUUAAUAUCCUUUGUGGCAUUGCUUAUCAUAGGAGCUAUUCUUCUGUUGCAUUCACUCUGAUACUGUGAAAUGUAGAGGUGAUUAAGACGGAUAUCUGAAAAAAAUAUACAUGUAUUUCAAAUUUUAUUGGUGGAGUAUAAUAUCUGUAAAUUGAGAGAAAGAUGAUAUGUCUUUUAUAUGGUACAUUUGUGUAUAUCAUGUAUAAACAAAAGAAAUCUCACAUAUUUCUUACCGUAUUUUUUCCAACCAAGAUAUUUCUAUGUUGAAGAACA